ACAGACAGGGUGGCAAGCUGCACGCCCAUCUUCCGGAUCCAUUUCUGCUGAAGGAGGAAUUUGGCUUCCCCGCCGUCUCUGACACUCUGUAACCAGGGGCCAUCGCCAUGAGCCUCACCUGGUAAUACUGUCUCCAUCAGCCGCUUUGGGAAUAGCCCCGUAUUAUCUUGACUGCGCAUGAAAAAGUCAACGCUUCUCUUAUGGAGAUAUAACUUUAUUCAAAUCAUAACGUUUUAUAUGUUAUACAAAUGUUUACUUAACCCAAACCUGCGAGUUACUGAGAGAUCUUCUGAUAAGACAAAUACAAGCUUAAGAGAGAAUUCCACAUAGGAUCAUGCAGCCACUGAGCAAAUCGAUGGCUAUUUCAAAACCUCGGAAUCUGGCUCUUCAUGAACAAGGUGAAAUCCUGAAAGGAGAUGUGUCUUGGCAGCAGAAAACUAUUCCAGUCAUGCAGACAAGUGAUUCUGAGGCUUCUCGCCAGAAGUUCAGAACAUUCCAGUAUUUGGAAGUAUCUGGGCCUCAUAAAGCCUUCGCUCAACUCUGGGAACUCUGUCUUCAGUGGCUGAGACCAGAGGUUCAUACAAAGAAGCAGAUCCUCCAACUUUUGGUGCUGGAACAAUUUCUGACAGUUCUCCCAGAAGAGGUCAGAAUUUGGGUGAAUUUACAACAUCCAAAGAACAGCAAAGAAGUGGUGACCCUUUUGAAGGAUGUGAUCGAAAUACUUGAAGACAAAGGUAUACCCUCCAAGGAUUCUGCUCUACUCCCAAAGGGGAACAUCAUGGAAACUGACCCUCCAACAGGUGAAUCUUGGGAACCAGUGACAUUCAAAGAUGUGGUUGUGGAAUUCAGCAAGGAGGAGUGGGGGCAACUGGACCCGGCUGGAAAGGACCUGUACAGGGAUGUGAUUCUGGAGAACUUGAGGAACCUGGAUUCACUACAUAAAGGAAAGCACCAACUUUCCGAACCAGUUACAGCAUGUCAGUUGAAGAAUAAGACAAAAAAAUGGGCAAUGAAGCAAGAAAUCCCAAGAACAACUGUUUUGGGUAGAGAAGUUCUUUCAAAAAACCCAGAUUCAGUCCCGAAGCAGACAAUUGCUGGAAAAGAAUCACUGGAAGUGACUGUGACAAGAGUGACCAAAACUGGAGACCCUUCUUUACAUGCCUGGAAGAGUCAUGACUGGUCCCAUAGGGACCAGAAAAAAUUGGAAUUAAGUUUGCAACAGGAAUCUUUCAUUCAUAAGAUGAACUACACUGAGGAGGGAGAUUAUAAAUGUACUAAAAAUAAGAAGAAGAAUGAUAGUAUGUCACUUAACUCAAUUUUUGACACACAAGGUGGAAUCCCUAUGAGAACAGAGUAUUCAAAAUAUAAUAAGGUCAAAACUGCCUUCCAAUUUAAUGUACAGUCAGUAGGUAAUCAAGAGUCAGAUGAUGAUAAGAAAUGUGAGAAUUCCUUGAGCCUGAGUUCAAAUGUGCAACACCUGAAAAGUCACAGCACCGUGAAUUCCUAUGAAUGCUACCAGUGUGGAAAAGCUUUCAGCCGGGGUUCAUCCCUCAUCCGACAUCAGAUCAUUCACACAGGAGAAAAACCCUACAAAUGCAGUGAGUGCGGAAGAUUCUUCAAUCGACGCACAAAUCUCACUAAGCAUCAGAAUCUUCACUCUGAAGGAAAGGCCUGUGAAGGCAAUGCAAAUGGAAAUACCUUGAGUAAUAAAGAAGACAGUCAUACCAACACAAGACCCCACUCGGGAGGGAAUUCUUACGCAUGUAGUAACUGUGGGAAAACCUUCAACCGUAGCUCCUCCCUGAUCCGACAUCAAAUGAUUCACACCGGGGAGAAACCAUUCAAGUGUGUGCAAUGCCAGAAAGCCUUCAACAGAAGAUCUAACCUUGUGAAACACCAAAAACUUCAUACUCAGAAAGUUUGGUAACAGAAGGCAAUGCAGAAUUAUUUCCAGAACAAAAACUGGGCAGGGGAGAGAGCAUAAGGUUACACAAGAAGAGAGAGAUGAUGCUUUGGUCUCUCCCAUAUCCCUCACAACUAAGUAAAUAAAGCUUUAAAAUCAAAUAACCCUUUGAGGGAUGCAGUGUCCUCCACCUGCUGGACAACUCUGCAAGCCACCUGACUCAUGUGGUCAAAUUCCCAGGUGUUUAUGGUAGCACUCCCAUCACAUCCAAUUUUGAGAAAAUUCAUGUAUGCUUGCCAUCAUAUACUUAGUACACUUUUAACAUCUUAUGUCUAAAGUGGCAGAACCUUGGUUUUGUUUUUGUUUUUGUUUUUGUUUUUGUUUGUUUGUUUCCCUCCAGGGUGGUUGCUGGGGCUCGGUGCCUGCACUACAAAUCCACUGCUCCUGGAGGCUAUUUUUCUCUUUGAUGGCCCUUGUUUUUUUGUUGUUACUGUUGUUGUUGUUAUUGCUCUUGUUGUUGGAUAGGACAGAGAAAUCGAGAGAGGAGGAGGAGGCAGGGAGGGGGAGAGAAAGACACCUGCAGACCUGCUUCAUCACUUGUGAAGUGACUUGACUCCCCUGCAGAUGGGCAGCUGGGGGCUCAAACCGGGAUCUUUGAGCCAGCCAGUCCUUGCGCUUUGUGCCAUGUGCACUUACCCCGCUGCGCUACUGCCCGGCUCCCUGAACCUUGUUUUUAAAAUGAAAUAUUGUGGCCGUCUUUAAUUAAAAUCACAUGUAAAUCGUUGACAUGGAGUUAGAUUUGUGGUUCUUUUGUCCUCAUGAACCAUAUGGAGGUUCUUGGCACACACCUUGAAAAUUUGUGCUUGCCAGGCAGUGGUGUACCAGGUUUAGCACUCAUUAAAAUGUGCAAGGACUCAGGGUCAAGCCCCUGAUCAUCUCCUGCAGGGGGAAGCUUUAUGAGUAGUGAGUCAGGGCUGCAGGUGUUUCUCUGUCUAUCUCCCUAUCUCCCCCGAUAUCUCACUUUCUCUGUCUCUAUCCAGUAAUAAAUUUAAAAUAUUUUAAAAAAGAAAACUUGUACUUGAAUCAACAUACCACUUUUGGUAUUACCUUUAUUGAACAGAGAUAGUCAGAAAUUGAGAGGGAAAGGAUGAUAAGAGAGGGAGAGAGACAGACUCCUGUAAUACUGCAGGUAGGACCUGGGGGCUUGAACCUGGGUCCUUGUGCAUUGUAACAUAUGCAUUCAAGCAGUGGUCCCUAAUCAAUAUAUCACAUAUAAGCUGGAAACUGAACCUAUUCCACCAAUUAUCUCAGCACCAUUUACUCAAUAAUCCUUCAUAGAUCUUUAUAGAACCAUUAUUGAUUACAUUUCUGAAGUAUAUAAGCAUAUGUACUAUCAAUAAAUAUAUGUAAAUUUAAUUCACAAAAUUAUUAGUUAUAUAACAUUAUUAUUCUGAACUUUUUUUUUCAAAUGUACAAGCUCUAAGAUAGCCUCUUAGAUACAGGGUCAUACACUGUUUUCCUCUCAUUCCUCAUAAACAACUGAAUUCUACUGCUAGGAUAAUUCUCCCAUGACUACAGGUUGUCCACCCAGUUGGAUUUUCAGGUUUUAUGUGUUUUAGUUUUUUUAUUUAAAGAUUUAUUAACAUGAAAGAGGAGGAGAAAGAUCUUUGGGCACAUACAAUGCCAGGGCUUAAACCUAAGACCUCUUGCUUUCAAGUCCCAAAGCUGUAGCCACUGUACCACCACCCAAGACACUAUUUUCAUUCACUUACACAUAGUUUCCUAAGCACUUUAUAGGGAAGUGAUAAUUUGAUAUUAGAAUUUGAUAAAAUGUAAUGCCAGCUGUAUUCCUUAUUGUUCUUUGUUACAUCUUAUCUAACCUUUUAGCCAUUCAUUAUAACUAUAUUUUUAUCUUAGAUAUUCUUCACUAAUAGAUUUCUAUUAUAGUUUUAUUUCAGGUAUCUUAUCAUGCUACUAGAGAUGUCAGUCCUACUUUUUUUGUUUUAAUCUUUCUUUGUUCAUUGGAUAGAGAUAGCCUGGUCUGAUAGCAACUCAAAUUCUACUAUGUAGAUCUCUGAUUUUGAACCACUUCAGUGUUUAUAGUUUCUAACGGCAUUCCUGUCAGCUUUGUCCACAUCUUUCACACCUGACGUAGACAAAACAGUAUACUUCUUAUUUUAUUUAUUGAUAAAGUAUCUCUAAGCUAUCCAAUUUUAGAAACAGGGUCAUAUACCGUUUUCUUGCCAUAAGCAGUUGAAUUCUACUAGUAUGCUAAUUUGUUUCACAUGUUUUCAUUUUUGUUUUGUUUAAAGAUUUAUUUAUUAACAUAAGAGAGUUGUAGAGAUUCACUCUGCCAUAUGUGGUGUCGUGGACUGAACUCAGAACCUCGUGUUUCCAAGUCCCAAAUCUCUGGCCACUGCACCACCUCCAAGACCACUAUUGAUACACAUACACACGAGCUCCCUAAGAACUUUAUAGGGGAGUCAAAAUGCUGUUUUAUAGAAAAUUAGACAAUUUCAAUCCAAAUCAAGACUUGAAGUCAGUAAAAAUAUAAAGCUGCCUUAUAUUGGAAGUGAGAGUGUUUCACAGACACAGAUCACAGAAAGAUGAGAAAUUGUACCCAACUGUACUCUGUUGAUGCCCCCACUCAUAAAGGGAAUGUGUGUGUGUGUGUUUUGACUACAUAGUAUCAUUUAAUACACAUAAAAAUGCAUAGACAGCUGUAAUGAGACAGGAUGCAGAGUUCUCUCUUUAAUCUUUUAUAAGGACUAUGUAUAAUAUUUAGUAAAAAACUACACACUUUAAUUUCAAAUAUAGGAAUCUUUCUAAGGAUCUCCUUAAACGUGGCUUGUAUUACUUAGGUUAUUUAACGAAUCUUCUUCUCAGCAGUAAUGGUUAAAGACUAAGCUCUGAUGAAAACUGCUCACUAAAUGACCAGAAUUAUAAGGUUUCUCCUUUGUGAUUAUUGUGAAGAUGUGGAUUCUGAUAGAAUCCCUUAUAAUACCAAUGAUGUUUAUAAGGUUUGUCUUCUGUGUGGACUCUGAUGAAUCUGAAGGGCUGAGCUAUGACUGAAACCCCCUACCACAAUUAGCACAUUGAUGAGGCUUCUCUCCUGUGUGGACCCGCUGACGGAUGUGAAGAUUAGAGCUGUGACUAAAGCCCUUUCCACAGUCAUUGCAUUUGUAGGGUUUUCCUUCUAUAUGAACUCUCUGGUGAAUGAGAAGAUAUGAAUGCUGACUGAAUCCCUUACCACACUGCUCACACUUAGAGGGUUUCUCUCCAGUGUGCACUCUGAUGAGUGUGAAGCUUUGAACUCUUGCUGAAACCCUUCCCACAUACAUGGCAAGUAUAGGGUUUCUCAUCCAUAUGGACCUCUGAUGGAUCCGAAGAGCCGAGCUGUGACUGACAUCCUUCCCACAGUCUUCACAUUUAUAAGGCCUCUCUCCUGUAUGCACUCUCCAAUGAGUUUGAAGAUUGGAGCACUGAGCAAAGCCCUUCCCACAGUCACCACAUUGGUAAGACUUCUGUCCUGUGUGGACUAACCAGUGAAUUCGAAGAUUUGAGCUUGUACUGAAGCCCUUACCACACUCAUCACACUUAAAUGGCUCCUCUCCUGUGUG
Messenger RNA from Erinaceus europaeus (western European hedgehog), 5523 nucleotides. RefSeq names its product zinc finger protein 215 (gene ZNF215). The coding region runs from base 335 to 1927 and encodes 530 amino acids. The record is from RefSeq and is a predicted model, not a curated record. The transcript has 6 exons. NCBI's taxonomy places the organism in Eukaryota, Metazoa, Chordata, Mammalia, Eulipotyphla, Erinaceidae. Gene Ontology annotation, molecular function: RNA polymerase II cis-regulatory region sequence-specific DNA binding; DNA-binding transcription factor activity, RNA polymerase II-specific. Gene Ontology annotation, biological process: regulation of transcription by RNA polymerase II.